Molecule: messenger RNA, 1642 nt
Organism: Cygnus olor (mute swan)
Lineage: Eukaryota; Metazoa; Chordata; Aves; Anseriformes; Anatidae
Gene: TCEA1
Product: transcription elongation factor A1
Exons: 9
Coding region: 582-1349 (255 amino acids)
Biological process (GO): DNA-templated transcription; positive regulation of transcription by RNA polymerase II; transcription elongation by RNA polymerase II
Cellular component (GO): nucleus
Molecular function (GO): zinc ion binding; nucleic acid binding
Source: RefSeq, a predicted model, not a curated record
CUAUAAGAAAACUGAGAGUUUAGACAGUUACCAUCAUAGGUUCUGCUCGUGUGAUCAGAGAAAAUAAUUAAUUUUGAGUUUUACUUGAGUUUUUCUACAUUAAGUAAAGAUGUAGGUUGGUGUCCUUCCCCAUUUCUUAUAAAAGUAGGCCAUAGUUAUACCCAGUUAUCAGCAAAGGGUUUUCUUGUUUGUUUGUUUUUUGUAGGUACAUUUUUUCUCAUUCAGAUAUGACAAGUACAAUUUGGAUUUCCAAAUGUAUGUUAUUUUUAUUGUCUGAACAUAAUGUCCAGAGUAUAUAUUUAACAUGUCAAGGCAGUUGGUCAGUACUGCUCUGGUUAGGCCUUCGUGUGAUGUGUGAUGCUAAAGCAUAUCAUGAAAAGAGCAUGCAGUCAAAAGUAGAGGAAGAAAUGCAAAGUGCCGGCCCGUAAGUGAAGUCCUUGGCCUGUCCUCAGUGUUCAACCACAGAAGGGGAAAAGUGAAAGGGAGAGGAAGAGCUGCUGCAUCUAGUUGGUGUUUUCUGUUAGUCUGAGUGUGCAGAGUCCAUCCUGAAAAAAUCUUUCACACAAUCUACCAGAAUUGGAAUGUCAGUGAAUGCAAUACGCAAGCAAAGCACAGAUGAAGAAGUUACAUCUUUAGCAAAAUCUCUGAUCAAGUCUUGGAAGAAACUGUUAGAUGGACCUUCAACUGAUAAAGAUUCUGAAGAAAAGAAAAAGGAGCCUGCAUCUUCCUCACAAAACAGCCCUGAAGCAAGAGAAGAAAGCAGUUCAAGUAGCAAUUCCAGCAGCAGGAAGGAGGAGGGUAGUGCUCCCUCAAAUUCUUUCAUCCCUUCUUUUCCUCGAGCUCCAAGCACUUCAGAUUCUGUACGAGUGAAAUGUAGAGAAAUGCUCUCUGCAGCUCUCAGAACAGGAGAUGAUUACAUUGCUAUUGGUGCUGAUGAGGAAGAGCUGGGUUCUCAGAUUGAAGAAGCAAUUUUUCAGGAAUUAAAAAACACUGAUAUGAAAUACAAAAAUAGGGUACGAAGUAGGAUAGCGAAUCUCAAGGAUGCAAAGAAUCCAAACCUAAGGAAAAAUGUGUUAUGUGGGAACAUACCUCCUGACAAGUUUGCCAAAAUGACAGCAGAGGAAAUGGCAAGUGAUGAGCUGAAAGAAAUGCGCAAAAAUCUGACCAAAGAAGCUAUCAGAGAGCACCAGAUGGCUAAAACAGGAGGUACCCAAACUGAUCUGUUUACAUGUGGCAAGUGCAAAAAGAAGAACUGUACCUAUACCCAGGUUCAAACACGCAGUGCUGAUGAACCUAUGACAACAUUUGUUGUCUGUAAUGAAUGUGGAAACAGAUGGAAGUUCUGUUAGAAGAAGAAAUUGUCAAGACAUCUGGACCAGUAUGAAAGUGGAUUUUGUAAUUAGCUUUAAAAACUAGGCUAAGCAUCUAGCUUCCUGCAAAUGAGUUGUUUUUCUUUUUUUUUUUUUUUUUUUUUUAAAAGCAGCAUACAUGCCUGAAGUUAGCCUUUGUUUUGACACAACCAUCAUUUCCUUAAAUGCCUUCCUAUAGCUAAUAGUCGGUAGGGCCAGGUUGCUCAAUUGUAUGGUGAAUGUUAAAAUAUUUUUUCAUUUUUAUAAGUAAGUUGACAUUAAAAUUUUACCAA